AAUCAAUGUCAUCACUCAACUCCUCCCCAUCAUCUCUUCAAACCUCCCUUUUUUCCAUUACGCUAUUAUUCUUUCUUUCUCUUAUUUUUCAAACCUUCAAGCAUAAACUCUCAAUCUUCGUCGAUCCCCUCAUACUGUUCGUGUUCCAGGUUUUGACAUCCUUAUCCUACUUUGUCUUCCGUUUAGGUCUAAAAAGCUCCGCAUAAUACGAUAUUUUCAAAAUGUCAUCUCCAAGUAAGAGAAGGGAUAUGGAUGUUAUGAAACUGAUGAUGAGCGAUUACACUGUGGAGCCAAUAAAUGAUGAAAUCAACAAGUUCUUUGUUGAAUUCCAUGGUCCAAAAGAAAGCCUUUAUGAAGGUGGAGUCUGGAAAGUCCGUGUGGAGCUUCCAGAUGCUUAUCCUUACAAGUCUCCUUCCAUUGGAUUUGUAAACAAAAUAUUCCACCCAAAUGUUGAUGAACUGUCUGGUUCUGUCUGCUUGGAUGUCAUCAACCAGUCGUGGAGUCCAAUGUUUGAUCUUUUAAAUGUCUUCGAGGUUUUCCUGCCACAACUCUUGCUUUACCCAAAUCCAUCAGAUCCCUUAAAUGGUGAUGCAGCAUCACUUAUGUUGAAGGAUAAGAAGCAAUAUGACCAAAAAGUGAAAGGUUAGUGGUGUUUCUUAAAUGUUCACAUUUAGUUUUGUGACUUUUGUCUUUUAUAUCAUUAUAUUGUUAUCCCAUUUUUUGAACCAUACUUGUCGUGGCGGUAAGGCGAGUCGAGGUGCCAGCCAACCAACUUAUCGCCUAGGCGACAAUGCACCCGCCUAGGUGACAAAUAGGCGACUAGUAGCACAUUGUGUAAUAUAUUAUGUACAAUUAUAUACUACGUAUGUUAUUACAUAUACCAUUCUAUUUAACUAUAUUUAAUUUGUAAUUAUUAAAGACUUCCUCUCUGUUCAUAAUUAAUUGCAACAUUGCGCUGGGCACAUAGAUUCUGACAUUGUAACCUUCAAUCUGACAAAAUUCUGACAUGAGCUUCGUUUUCUUUUAGC
This is a messenger RNA of Cuscuta epithymum, 1028 nucleotides long. NCBI's taxonomy places the organism in Eukaryota, Viridiplantae, Streptophyta, Magnoliopsida, Solanales, Convolvulaceae. The record is from the annotation of a GenBank genome assembly.